AAUCCACCCAACCCAGCACGGAACAAAAACAAAAGAACACCCACCGCGCGAAGCAAAGCAAAGCGAAGCAAAGCGAAGCAGAGCCAACCAAUAGGCUCCCCCACAUGUUCCUGUCCCUCCUCUUUCUCUCCCCUCGAAGGAAUAGAAAGGAGGGAGGAGCAGCUCCCUGUGGUUGAUCUUGAUAUUUUCUUGAGGUCGACUCUCUCUCUCUCUCUCUCUCUCUCUCUCUCUGGGCUCCAUUUGAAGUCUGUCCACACAGAGAGAAGCGAGGGCAUGGGAAACGCAUAGGACAAACCAAGGCAAGAUCAGGCCACCCUUUUUUCUGUUGAUUUCUGGGUAGUGAUUGAUAGGACAGUUCCCUCGGCUGCGAAAAAAAGUUAAAGAAAAUGGUGGGUCUCUUCUCAAAGUUCUCUGUGCACAGAGGUGGCCAUCGACGGGCUCAAAGCGCUCUGGAUGGGAGGGAAGUAGGGCCUCCAAAUGCAGAGGAUGCUAGCGCUGCCACUGCUGCAGCUGCUGCUUCUCAUGGCAUUGAAGUGGCGGUAGAGUUUAAGCCUGUUGAACAUCCAAUCGAACCUCUUGAUAAUGACCAACCAAUUCAGUGCCCUCUGCCUGAACCUUCAAUUCUAAAUGAUGGAAGAAUUUGGAAAGAGCGAGUAUCUGCGACUGUGCGGAGAAGAGUUGACCUACCCAUCAUGAAAGAAAGUGGGUCUAUUGAAUCUGAAUCUACCGCUGGGUCAAGACAACGACCAGCUACCAUCAAUCGCAUGAUUUUGCCCUCAAUGAGCGCCCCAGAACACAAUCUUCUAAAGUUACUAGAAGAAUGUAACGCCCCCGGGAUGUGAUAACUUCUUGUGAUUCUCAUCUUGCCAGUUGCUCGAGAGAUUGAAAUCGACAAUUUGAAUACCUGUUCCUCACUUGCCUCCUUUCCUAUGUGUACCCUUAAUUUCGUAUUGGUUCAUGAAUAUAUAUGUAUCCACAGAUGAGUCGAUUGAAGGAAACGGUUCACACAUCUAAUCGUUUGAAGGUAUAAAAGUUUCAGUUUCUGCAUA
Eucalyptus grandis is the source of this 1049-nucleotide messenger RNA. RefSeq lists its product as hypothetical. The record is from RefSeq and is a predicted model, not a curated record. The coding region runs from base 387 to 842 and encodes 151 amino acids. The transcript is spliced from 3 exons. NCBI's taxonomy places the organism in Eukaryota, Viridiplantae, Streptophyta, Magnoliopsida, Myrtales, Myrtaceae.